AUGAAGAUCAGCAGUUUAUUUGUGACCGGUGCCUUGGUCACACGGGCUCUUGCAGAGUCCCCCUCCGGCAACUACGCUCCCGGCAAGAUUGCGUGCCCCUCCCUCAAUGACGGUGAAUCCCUCGUGAGAAAGGCCAAUGGCCUUUCCAAGGAUGAACAGGAAUGGGUGGCGGCGCGUCACGAAAAGACCGACGAAGCAUUGCUUAACUUCCUCCAAAACGCCAACAUGACGGAUUUCGAUGCCUCCACAUUCCUCUCCACGCAGGCCAACAACUCCAUCAAUAUCGGUUUGGCCGUGAGUGGUGGUGGGUACCGUGCGAUGCUCGUGGGUGCGGGACAGCUUGCGGCCCUUGAUAACCGUACGGAAGGUGCUAUCGAGCACGGGUUGGGUGGUUUGUUGCAGGCAGCCACGUACUUGACCGGGUUAUCGGGGGGUUCGUGGCUCGUGGGGACGUUGGCAAUGAACAAUUUCACGAGUGUGGAGCAGAUCUUGGAUGACGGGGUCUUGUGGAACCUCACCACCACACAGCAGUUGUUAAACACUGACAACAACACCGAGUUGUAUGACCACUUGAACUACUGGGAAGACAGUGAUGGGUUCACCGGGAUCAAGAACGAAAUAGCCGCCAAGGUUGCUGCGGGUUUCAACACUACCCUCUCCGAUGCCUGGGGCCUUGGCUUGUCGCAUGCGUUCUUCGAGCCAAAUGACAACAACUACGGUGCCCCGCUCUUGUGGACCGACUUGAGAGACCGCUCCAUUUUCUCUGACCACGAUAUGCCGUUCCCAAUUCUUGUGUCGGUUGGUAGAGAGCCAAACACGUUUGUCACCAACGAGAACUCGACCGUGUUUGAGUUCUCGCCAUUCGAGAUGGGUUCCUGGGAUCCGUCAUUGAACGCGUUUUCUGACUUGAAGUAUGCGGGUACCAACGUCACCAACGGUGUGCCAAACAGUGACCAAUGUAUCGCGGGCUUUGAUAACGCGGCUUUCCUCAUGGGGACCUCUGCUUCGCUUUUCAACACCUUCCUCACCACCCUUAACGGCACCACCUCUCUGUCAAUUCCGGCCAUAUACCAGACCUUCCUCACAAAGUAUUUGACUUAUUUGCAAAACAGUUACCAGGACAUUGCGCUUUGGUCGCCAAAUCCGUUCUUGGGAACAAACUACACCACCAACGAAAACUCCAAGAUCACCCACAACAGCUCGCUUUACCUCGUUGAUGGUGGUGAGGAUGGGGAAAUCAUUCCGUUACCGCCUCUUCUCGUGCCCGACCGUUCCGUAGAUGUGGUAUUUGCCUUUGACAACGACGCCUGGCCAAGUGGAACUGCGCUUAUUGCCACCUACGAAAGACAGUUUGUCGAGCAGGGUUCUAGCAUCGUCUGUCCGUAUGUUCCAGACAGCUAUUCGUUCUUGCAGCAGAACUUGACCGCCAGACCAACCUUCUUCGGCUGUGACGCCAAGAACUUGACCACCUUGAACGCAAACGGGGAUAUUCCGCCGCUUGUGGUGUACAUUGCCAACCGUCCGUUUGACUUCUACUCCAACACUUCCACCUUCGAGCUCAGCUACACGGACGAAGAUAAGAAGUUGAUGGUUGUCAACGGGUUUGAAACCAUGUCGCGUUAUAACCUCACUUUGGAUAGCGAAUGGCAAGCCUGUGUCGGCUGUGCCGUCAUCAGAAGAGAGCAGGAAAGACAGAACAUAACCCAGUCCGACCAAUGUAAGCAGUGUUUCGAGCGUUACUGCUGGGACGGAACCAUCAGCAACCCAGCUACAGAUGGCGGUCUUUUGGUCAACUUCACCAUGACCGGCUUCACCAACGGG
Babjeviella inositovora NRRL Y-12698 is the source of this 1821-nucleotide messenger RNA. RefSeq lists its product as uncharacterized. Gene Ontology annotation, biological process: glycerophospholipid catabolic process. Gene Ontology annotation, cellular component: cytosol; plasma membrane; extracellular region. The transcript has 2 exons. The record is from RefSeq and is a predicted model, not a curated record. The annotation marks the transcript as partial. Gene Ontology annotation, molecular function: A2-type glycerophospholipase activity. Lineage: Eukaryota; Fungi; Ascomycota; Pichiomycetes; Serinales.